AAUUGUAGCUUUCAAGUGUAGCCAAGUGGUCAUGCAACGGUGUGACUCGCGUAGAAACCGCCUUUUUUGAAGGCGAAAACAAAGAUUUGUCUUAAAAUGCUUGAAAAUGAUGUUUUUUAUCAGUUCGGGUCAAAUUCAUAAGAUCGGUUAGUAUUUCAAUUCAUUUAAAUUUGUAUUUAGUCAUUUACUCGUCGAUUUGGAGAUUUGACUGCGUGUACCGAUGAAAACUACUUCAAUAACACGUCAAAUUGUGAUACAUUUUAAAUGGCUUAAGAACCAUUGACAUCCUUAAUUUGUGUGUAAUAACGUACAGAGAAGAGAAGAUUACAAAAUUUUUUACUUUAUCUUCCAUCUUAUUGACUGGUUUGAUACUCUAUUAUCUUUUGUUAUUUUCGCGGCUAAAAUAUUUAUCCGAGCAACGCACCACGAGUCUAGACCAUAAAUUUGACCAUAUAUCAGCACGGUCAAGCUCAUGAAAGCUGAGAAAAAGUUUAGUCAAAGCUCAAAGUUUUAGCUUUGUGUGGUAAAGAAAACAACGGACUUUACUAAUUGAUAACCGUUAUAUUAUAUAUAUCUGACAAAUUACCACAUGCUAUUAUGGAUUUACUACAUUAAGACCUAGAUUUCUUGUAAAAGGUUUACAGGCUAAUUAAUAUUGUUAACAAUUUACAAAACCAAUUGAAAAUUGUCACCUGCAUAAUUGAGGGUAUGUAUAUUUAGCUGUAUUUGAAAGUCGUGAUUGAGAUAUUGUCGUACACCAGAUAUUACGCGACAUGACAUUUGCUUACUAAAAGUUUAGCAAAAAUCUGGAUUAACAGCUUUUUCAUAGGCAAAGCAGCAUUAGCAAUUCAUUAGCGGUUUAAAUACAGUUUAGUAGUUCAGUACAAAACCAAUUAAGAGGGGUUCAGAAUUCCAAUGAAGAGGCCAAUUAGCCACCGUUACACUUAAAUGACAAUGGGCAGGCAUUUAGCAUUCAAAUAUGUGAGAUUAGCAACAAUUACUAACAGUUGACAAUAUGUUGUCGCGCUAUUUUGUCAUCAAAAUUUACACCUUCUCGAGCUUUUUUUUCAAAAGCUUCCACAUAGCUGCAACAUACUUGCUUCAUCCAAACAAUAGCUGGCUGCAGAUAACAGGCUCCAUAUCCUAUCCGAUUAUUGGUUUACCCAUGCAUCGCUCUUUUUACUUCGAUUGGGGCUUUCAAAUGAACUAUGACUUUCCUUACAACCUCGCUUCUUUCUACAAUGCGCCAAUUUGGAAGUUAGAAAAACGUGAUGUAAAUAACGAUAGAUCCCGAGAUCCCCGUGACUUUAGUAAACUGAACUUUCACGGAGUGGAAACACUGGAGUACCAUGGACUGUUCAAAAAUUGGUUGGAUGCGUCCAAAGACAGGCAUUUUUUCGAUUUCACAGCUGGUGAAUUAUAUAACGCACUGGAGAGCUUAAUAGAAAGCUAUGGCUAUCACCGUAGUUGUUUACUGCAGAGCGUAUGCGACAUCGCUCAAUAUCCAUUUGGCGCUGAAGAACAACAUGUUUUACAAGACUUGAUUACAUUUCUCCUGACCCCCUCAUGGCAUUUGGGUUUUGUUGCAAGCGAAGAGGCGCAACGCAAAGCUUACGAGACAGCUGAAUGGAGUGGUACACAUGGUUUAAAUUGUAGGAGGCUCUAUCCAGCUUGUAGAAGGAAUUUUCUGCGCACGAUCACAAAAGUGAUUCUCGAUAAUAGUUGA
This is a messenger RNA of Bactrocera dorsalis (oriental fruit fly), 1726 nucleotides long. RefSeq lists its product as uncharacterized. The transcript has 4 exons. The record is from RefSeq and is a predicted model, not a curated record. Bases 1016 to 1726 code for a protein of 236 amino acids. Lineage: Eukaryota; Metazoa; Arthropoda; Insecta; Diptera; Tephritidae.